Molecule: messenger RNA, 1122 nt
Organism: Lodderomyces oxycetoniae
Lineage: Eukaryota; Fungi; Ascomycota; Pichiomycetes; Serinales; Debaryomycetaceae
Gene: ULP1
Product: Ulp1p
Exons: 1
Coding region: 1-1122 (373 amino acids)
Biological process (GO): proteolysis; protein deneddylation
Molecular function (GO): deNEDDylase activity; cysteine-type peptidase activity
Source: RefSeq, a predicted model, not a curated record
AUGACCCUUAUUGAAUGGAAAGAGCAUAAAGGUUUUUGUCUUUCGCAUGAUGAGCCGGCGGUAGGAGAAAGUGAGCGCGAGCGAUUUAUCACCAAUGGUUUAGCGUGUUUACCAUGGGAUGCGUACACGCCUGACCUUGCCAAUGGAGGCAGCGAGCUUAUGGGCAUUGGAGGCGAAGUAGCUACGUUGAGUAUGCCGUGCAACAAAAAAUUAAGCAAACUGGAAAAACGGGAGUUGCGACAACUGAAGAAGAUCAAUGCUCAAAAGAAACGACAAAUGAAGCGCCAGGUUGAGCUCGACAAGUAUGGGGACGAAGUUGAAGCAAGUUUCAAACCAUAUUUGGCCAAGCAAGAAAUAAAGCAUAUUUAUACAAACGUCAUUUUGCACACAACAGAUACGGGAAAGAAUUUUCUUUCUAAAGGAGAAGAUUUCAAAGUUCUUCAGUAUCACUCAAUUGCAUUAUAUAAAUCAGAUCUAGAGCAUUUACUCCCCGGAGAAUGGCUAAAUGAUAACGAUAUUUCUUUUGUUUAUGAGCUUAUUAUACAACUAUUUAUCAAGCUGGAUCAAUGUCGAGAUUUUGCAAACCAAAUACAACUUCUUUUCCCGAGUUUAGUCCAGCUUUUACAGCAUUUCCCAGCCGACGAUAUCGAGAAUCUUUUACCUAUGGACGAUUUGAUCAAGCUGAGGUUUCUUUUUUUACCAAUUAGUUUUAUUGAUAAACCCAGCGUGGAGAUCGAUAUGGAAGAUGCCAACAAUGGAGACCAUUGGGCUUUGGGUGUACUAUCUCUCUUGGAUAAUAAAUUGUUUGUGUAUGAUUCAAUGAAGGUUGACAAUGACAUAAAUGGGGAUACGCAAUUGCAAGCACUAUGCAAAAGAUUGGAAAGCUGUUCAAAAUUGGUCAAGGGCAAAAUCAAGGUGGUACACAUGAAUUGUGACCAACAGAAGAACUUUGAUGACUGUGGAGUGUUUGUCAUUAUGUUUACGUGUUAUUUUAUAGGCCAAUUCCUAUUCCAUGAUGAGAUAUCAAUGGACAUAGGUAAAGUACAAUUCAACCCGUUAGAUGCUAGGUUGUAUAUUAUGAAGCUAAUUGCAAAAUUGACAAAUAGAAGCAAUGGCAAAUAG